Sebastes umbrosus (honeycomb rockfish) is the source of this 1142-nucleotide messenger RNA. RefSeq lists its product as uncharacterized. The record is from RefSeq and is a predicted model, not a curated record. Lineage: Eukaryota; Metazoa; Chordata; Actinopteri; Perciformes; Sebastidae. The coding region runs from base 1 to 939 and encodes 312 amino acids. The transcript is spliced from 7 exons.
AUGGGAGAACAUAAUUCUGGACGUCUCGCUGUGAUAGCGGUGUCUGUUGUCGGCUUUGCCAUAAGUUUGGUGUUCAAUGGGCUGUCUGUAGUUGGAGUUGGUCCUUAUGUAACCACCACAGCCAACGUGUCUGCUGUGUUUGACACCCAGAUCACACCUUCAGGAUGGACCUUUAACAUCUGGAGCGUCAUCUACGUCUGGCUGACGGCAAUGAUCAUCUACAUCGUCGCGGGACUUUGCAGAAAGAAUGGUAACGGCUACGUUUACUGCAGCCCUCCAGUGUUGCCGUAUGGAUUCUUCAUUAGCUGGUGCCUCAAUCUGUGUUUCAAUAUCGGCUGGCUGCUUGUUUGGGACAGAGGAGAGAUGAUCAUCGCACUGGUUUUUCUCGUCCUGGUCAUCCUCACAAACUACUCCAUGAUAUGCUUCAUCUGCCACGGACUUCAUGUUUAUGGAGCCUGGCUUAAGAAGUACCACAGAGUAGACCUGUGGCUCAUCCGUGUGCUGGUUCAGAAUGGUGUGAUGAUAUACACAACAUGGACAACCAUUGCAACACUAAUCAACCUGAGCAUUGUGCUGACUUAUGAUGUAAAGCUGUCCCCAGCGGAUGCUGCAACCAUCUCGUACUCUGUUUUGGCGGUCGUGCUGGCUGUGUGGUUUGUUUUGGAAAACUUUGUCCUUGACAAACACGUGCGGUACAUCCUCGUCAUCUACCCGGUUGUGAUCUGGGCGCUGUCUGGGAACCUGGACAAAAACUUUGAUGCUGAAUCACCAAGCCGUAACGGCAUCUUCAUUGUUGUGCUGCUGGCUCUAGCCUGUGUGCUGUUCGUCAUUCGGCUUGUGUUGGUGGUUUGGAGACACAUCAGACAGCCGCUCUACACAGACGUCAGUCCUGAAGCCAUGGAGCCGAUGGAGAAAAAGCAGAAAAAGAUAUUCCGCUAAACAUUUUUAUGAUAUAUAACACACAGAAACUUGAUGUCAUGUAUCAUAGAAAAUAGUUGUUUGGCAUUACUUUGUUGAUAAUCAUGAGAACAAAUGUUUAAUUUUGACAAUUUGAAUAAAUGUUGUAAAAUUCUGAUCACAUACAGUAUGAUUUAAAGUGCAAUCUGGUAAAGUUUGCAUAGUUAAUAGAAUUCAAUUAGUGA